AUUUUUUUUUAUCUGCUGCUGCCUUGCAACUUUGAGGCGAGGCCGGGCGGCGUGGACGGCUGAAAAUCAGAUUGGAAGGUGAAUUGAGGACUGCCUUUACAUCGGGUGCCUUCAGUCAUCGUGUUCGUAUGUUGGCCACCGGAGGCUGGUCAGAGCAGACAAGGUCCACUGCACGUCGGAGACAAUGAACUCAUGAGGGCGUUGUAGCCCCCAUCCCAUGACCACCUUCAUCACCGCCUCUCGUUCUUCCAUGGUGCUGGCAAGAUCCAAGAAGUCCGAUCCCAAGGGUUCUGACCCAGUUCCUCCAAGAAUCACUUCCAAUGUGAAACAGAAUUUACAAUUCCUAAAGCUAUGGAGGGAGUACAAUAAACAAAAAUCAAGUGCGCCAAAGCCCAUGACCAGCUACAGGAGGAAGAAAGCUUCAAAAGAAGAGCUUCCAGAUGAUACAGAUCUAUACCAAGAUCCUACUACAAGUCUUUACUAUACAAACCAAGGACUGGAGACAGCAGUUCCUGUUUUGCUUGUUGAUGGAUAUAAUGUAUGUGGCUACUGGCCAAAGCUUAAAAAGCAUUUUAUGAGUGGAAGACUUGAUGUUGCUCGCCAAAAGCUUAUUGAUGAACUGGUCUCAUUUAGUGUGCUGAAGGAGGUAAAAGUGGUUGUGGUCUUUGAUGCCAUGAUGUCAGGCAUGUCUACUCACAAGGAACACUUUGCAGGUGUUGAUGUCAUUUUCACAGGUGAAACAUGUGCUGAUGCAUGGAUUGAAAAGGAGGUUGUAGCUCUGAAGGAGGAUGGUUGCCCAAAAGUUUGGGUCGUUACUUCUGAUUCCUGCCAGCAGAAAGCAGCACAUGGAGCAGGUGCAUUUGUGUGGAGUUGCAAGGCAUUGAUUUCAGAGGUAAAGUCUUCACAGAAGGAGUUUGAACAGAUACUUCAUGAAAGCAGGUCUACUUCAUUCCAAGGGAAACUUCUUAAACAUAAUCUAGAUCCGCUAGUUGUUGAUGCUCUAAAGGAUCUUAAGCAACAGUUAUCUAACAAUCAAUCGAGAUGAUCAGUUCCUAGUUUCUGGUGCGAUUUCCUCUAUGUUCUAUACAAGUAGCUCUGCAAACUAUUCAAUAAUCUGUAAACUUUCUUUAAUUUAUGUAAAUAAUCGUAGAAAUGCAAUGUAAGGUAAAAGCAGUGACUGAUUGAAUUAAUUUGAUCAUUUCUUGUUUGAUGA
Messenger RNA from Nymphaea colorata (pocket water lily), 1213 nucleotides. RefSeq lists its product as uncharacterized. The transcript is spliced from 10 exons. The record is from RefSeq and is a predicted model, not a curated record. Lineage: Eukaryota; Viridiplantae; Streptophyta; Magnoliopsida; Nymphaeales; Nymphaeaceae. Bases 218 to 1045 code for a protein of 275 amino acids.